Molecule: messenger RNA, 1376 nt
Organism: Chaetomium strumarium
Lineage: Eukaryota; Fungi; Ascomycota; Sordariomycetes; Sordariales; Chaetomiaceae
Product: D-amino acid oxidase-like protein
Exons: 4
Coding region: 113-1201 (362 amino acids)
Biological process (GO): D-amino acid catabolic process
Cellular component (GO): cytoplasm
Molecular function (GO): D-amino-acid oxidase activity; FAD binding
Source: RefSeq, a predicted model, not a curated record
UACAUAAGGUACCUAUCCUUUCAAGACCCGUAUCCGGGAAUUGGCAGCAUCAUCCAAGCGUAGAGCAUCCUAUCCGGCAAAGCCUACCAUAUCGGGUUAAUUGGACGCCAGCAUGCCAACCAUUGUCGUCCUUGGCGCUGGUGUAAGCGGCCUCACCACCGCGCUGCUGCUGGCAAAGCAGAAGGGCAACGUCGUGACAGUGGUUGCAAAGCAUAUGCCCGGCGACUAUGACGCCGAAUACACUUCGCCAUGGGCGGGCGCAAACGUGCUUCCGAUGGCCCUCGAACACGACAGCAGGUGGGAACGACGUACCUGGCCGGAACUGCGACGGCUGGCGGCCGAAGUCCCGGAAGCCGGCCUGCACGUCCAGACCGCCCGCGUCCUCCGCCGCGAAAAGGACGUCGCCAAGGGGUUCAAAGCAGCCCUUGCCGACGGCCUGUUCCAACUCUCACCCUGGUACCGAGAAGUGAUGGACAACUUCCGCGAGCUUCCCGCCAGCGAACUGCCCAAGGGCAUGCACUCCGGGUGCGAGUUCACGUCGGUGUGCAUCAACACGGCCAUCUACCUGCCCUGGCUGGUCGGACAGUGCGCCAAGCACGGCGUGCACUUCAAGCGGGCCGUGCUCAAGCACAUCUCGGAGGCGACGACUCUGAGCCACACCGGCCGCCGGGCCGACAUCAUCGUCAACGCGUCCGGACUGCUGGCGUGCAGGCUGGGCGGGGUCAUGGACACGAAGGUGUACCCCGCCCGGGGCCAGAUCGUGCUGGUGCGCAACGAGGCCAAGUCCGUCAUGCCGACGACCAGCGGGUGCGACGACGGGGAUGAUGAGAUUGUGUAUGUCAUGCAGCGGGCGCUGGGGGGCGGGACUAUCCUCGGCGGGACCUACACGAAGGGCAACUGGGAUGCGAACCCGGAUCCGAACAUCGCGAUGCGCAUUAUGCGGCGGGCGGUGGAGACGCACCCGGAGUUGACGGGCGGGAAGGGGGUAGAGGCGCUGGACAUCAUUCGCCACGGUGUUGGCUUGCGUCCGGUGCGGGAGGGUGGUGUGCGGAUUGAGAAGGAAGUGAUUGGCGGGACGUGGGUGGUGCACAAUUACGGGCAUGCGGGUUGGGGUUACCAGGGGAGUUAUGGAUGCGCCGAGAGGGUGCUAGAGCUGGUGGACGAAAUCGUUGGGAAGACGAAGCGUGAGGCGAAGCUCUAGACCACGCCAAUAUAUCAGAACCAUCAACCAAAUAGUUGAGGUUGAGAAUGUGCCACAUCUCGACCAGAUGAGCUUGUGUUGGUGUAAAUUGGGUAGUGGUAAGCCAAGUCGCCACCUGCUGGCAACUGGCGGAUUCAAGCUGGCUAUGCGGGUUUCGCUUCUGCCAGCUCCGAAG